AUGUCUUCCUAUCGUGUCUCCAGCAACACAGCCUCUUACAGGAGGACAUUUGGAGGGCCCUCCGUGUCCCCCAUCUCUGUCUCCAGGCUGUCCAGCUCUGGACGGCUGCUAACAUCUCCAGCCUCUCUGUCCACGGUGAGGAACACGUCCUACCGGCACAGGUCCAGCACUCCGGCCACGGCCAGGAGCUACCACGACAAGGUGGACUUCUCGGUGGCCGAUGCCCUCAACCAGGAGUUCCUGACCACUCGCACCAAUGAGAAGGUGGAGCUGCAGGAGCUGAACGACCGCUUCGCCAACUUCAUCGACAAAGUGAGGUUCCUGGAGCAGCAGAACGCCGUGCUGGUCGCCGAGCUCAACCAACUGAGGUCCAAGGAGCCGAGCAGAACUGGGGAUGUCUACCUGCAAGAGAUCAGGGAGCUGAAGAGACAACUAGAGCUGGUGGUCAAGGACAGGGACCGCAUCCAGGUGGAGAAGGACAAUCUAGUCGAUGAUCUGCAGAACUCCAGACAACGAUUGGAAGAGGAAGCCCAGAAGAGAGAGGAUACAGAGAAUAAUCUGGUACUGUUCAGGAAGGAUGUUGAUGAUGCGACUUUAGCUAGGUUGGAGCUGGAGAGAAAGAUCGAGUCGCUGUUGGACGAAAUCGAAUUUCUCAAGAAGAUCCAUGAUGAGGAGUUGCGGGACCUCCAGAUGAACAUGCAGGCUUCACAAGUACAGGUUGAGAUGGAAGUGGCAAAGCCAGACCUGACUGCAGCUCUGAAAGAGAUCCGCACACAGUACGAGACCAUUGCCACCAAGAACGUGCAGGAGGCCGAGGAGUGGUACAAGUCCAAGUUUACCGAUCUAACGGAUGCCGCCAACCGGAAUAAUGAAACCCUGAGACAGACGAAGCAGGAUCUAAAUGAGUCACGGCGUCAAAUCCAGACACUGACCUGUGAUCUGGAUGCACUGAGAGGAACUAAUGAGUCUCUGCUGCGGCAGCUGCGGGAGAUGGAGGAGCAGUUUUCCAUCGAAGCAUCCGGCUACCAGGAUUCCAUUGCUCGUCUUGAGCAAGAGGUUCAUCACAUGAAGGAUGAGAUGGCAAGACACCUGAGGGAGUAUCAGGAUCUGCUCAAUGUCAAGAUGGCCCUGGACAUUGAAAUUGCCACCUACAGGAAACUGCUAGAAGGGGAAGAGAGCAGGAUUGCAGUCCCGGUCCAGUCCUUUUCUUCCCUCAGCUUUAGAGAUUAUGAUCACAAUUCAGAUAUUCCAAGCAGGAAGACCGUGUUAAUCAAAACCAUUGAGACCCGGGAUGGAGAGGUGGUAAAUGAAUCUAGAAAGGAGCAACAGAACGAGCGUGAUCAUUGAAUGCUCACAGCCCCAAGUGAUCGUUUGAAUUUGGGAUCUGAGUAAAACAGAAGAAGAAGAGAAGACUGAUUUUUUAUUUGCCCUUAGUUUCCAUUUACCCUUAUUUCUGUUCAGAAGUUUAAAAUUUCCAAUCAAUGCAUUGUACUAUAACCCUGGAGACUCACACUAUACAGCAAGCAAAUCCAGGGCCUGACAUGCUCUUUAAAUUAAAAUACUUAUUAGGCUCAUUAUUCAAACCUUUACAAUCCUAAGUCUACACUUUUUAAAACAGGCAUUCUCAAAUGUAUGUUGCUCCCCUCACCUCUGAUGAACUAGUCUGC
Molecule: messenger RNA, 1667 nt
Organism: Carcharodon carcharias (great white shark)
Lineage: Eukaryota; Metazoa; Chordata; Chondrichthyes; Lamniformes; Lamnidae
Product: peripherin-like
Exons: 9
Coding region: 1-1347 (448 amino acids)
Cellular component (GO): plasma membrane; axon; type III intermediate filament
Source: RefSeq, a predicted model, not a curated record